AACAGCAAAAUUGAGAGGAAAACUUGUUUUAAUGCAUUUCAGAUUGUUGAAGUUUUAAUUGAAGCUCUUUUAUAUUGUAGAGUAGUAUACACAUGUAAUUUUAUUGAUCAGUUUAAUUAAAUUAAGUAUAAGAUACUUGCAUUCCGAGUAGUAAUGGAUUGGCUAUUAAUUCAUAUUUUUAAAACGAAAACCUCCAAUAAAAUUUUCAAAAAUUGGAAAGGAUUCCACACAGACUCCUUCAAAUUGGUUUUGGAAGCGAAAAGGAAACGGACAAGAAUGGACGAUUGGGUUAAUACAUAUGCGUUCUUGUUUUCAAUUAAAAUUACUGCUCUGCUACAAUAGAUACUACCAAAGACCCAGUGAGUGCACACGCACCCGCCUAUCGCUUUUUAUAAUUCAUGACCUGCACUUAUAUUACUUAAGGUCUUGCGGCUCUUAUACGUGUUAGUUGCCGCAUUAAAGCUUCAAUGAGCUUUUUUAUUCAUAUUCUGACGUUUUCAAAUAAUAUAGGAGCUUUAAGCUCUUUACACUGCAAAUAAAACACAAAUUUAAUCAUAAAUGUAGUUUAUAGAUAUUUUAGUUAUAGUAGAUAUGCUUAGCCAACUGUGACAAUCGAAAAGCUUAUUUAUCAAGUGGUGAAAAGCUAACAGCAAAGUAGCAUAAAAAUUUGCGAUAAUCGGACAGAAAUCAUAAUAUUAGGUUUGUGGGGAAUAGAGCGUAAAAGAGGGGUAAUUAUAUAAUACAUGGCAUAUAGUCAACCGGUAGGUUGGAUGUUCUCCUAUUCGGAUACGGUAAUUAGAGGAAAGGACAGAUAGUUUGGACUGAGAGUGUCAAGGCCACAAUUCGUGGUAAAUUUUAUUUCAAUAUCUGUUUUGUUUCCCGCGCUUGAUAAUUCCAAGACAAAUAAGCUGUUGAUGUUCAAAUGGUAUUAAUUAGAAAACUUAUGUUGUUGCGUACCUAUUUCACCCAUUUUCGAAUUAAGCCAAAGGCGGGUUAAAAAUAGUAAUUGGGAAAAUAUAAUUUUUGAAAUAGCAUUUAAGCAUCUCUCCAGGUUUUAAUAAUAUUUAUGCGAUUUUGUAUAAUCGUUUGGAUAUUAAAAUAAUUUAUUUUUGCUCCAACUAGUAUCUAAAGGACCUGUCUGGUUUUAUUAUAUAAUAUUUUCAAACAAAUGUAAAGAGCUGGGUUAUGAAAGGUAUAUAAAUUAACUCAUUAAAUACAAAUGACGAAGUAAAUUUUUGAUCCGUAUGGACAUUUUUUUUCGUUGAUCCGUUUGGACUUUUUUUUUCGUUAAGGGGUUACGCCACCCUAAAAUAUGAAAAUCGGACGUUUUUAAGGAUUUUUUUGACAAAACUAUUUGAGGUAGAACUUCUUUACAUUUUUUGCUAAUUUAAAACUUUAUAAAUACUAAAAAAAUAUUGUUUUUAAUUAAAAAUGGCAGUGAUAUAAGCAUUGUCGUGGAUCAAUUUUACCGGAACACUCCUUCAUGGUGUACAUAAUUGGCAUUUAAAUUUUUGUCUGAAGCAAGUAAACGACUAUUUUUCUUAAAAAGUCAUACAUUUUGAACAGAGACGGUUUUUUUGAAAACAAAUUUUUACGCAAUUGUCAGCACUUGAAAAUUUUAUUGUAUAUUUUGGGGUAAAAAUACCGUAUAAAAAAUUGGAUAAAAUUUUUUCAAAUUAUUCAAUCGAAAAAAUUCCACGUCACUCUGUGGAAAAUCUAUUAAGGAAGAUGUAUUUUAAUUAAUUUAAGAAGAAAAAAAUUUACUAUCGGGUGCUUCCACCGCUCAGACUUCUAAUGAUCAUAGCUUUCGGAGACAUCUCAAAAUACUCGUUAGAAUAUAGGCUUUGAAAUUAAGCAAAAAUUAAAAAAAAAUUUAUUUUAUUUCGGGGUGGCGUUAUACCUUAACUGACAUAACCUCAAUUUUUCUAUAAUAUACGCCGGGUAUGCAACACACACUUCUGCCCGAAUUCAGCUUUAUUCAAAAUUUUUUAACCUAAUUUUCUUUGCUUAUGUCAUAAUGAGCUCACAUAUAUGGACCUUAGGGUUAUAUUAUGAGCAAAUUACAAACUCACAUUCAUAUGACGAUUAACUGAGUCAUUACCUAUUUCAUUAUACAUAUGUACAUACAUACAUGUUCUCAUAUGCAGUACAAUAAAUGCAAUAAAGUUCUGUUUGUAAUCUGUGUGUUUGCAUGGAAUUUUGAAUCACAUCAUUUGUGCUGCGUAAACAAAUUAUGGAACCAUAAAUUGGCACAUUCAAAUGGAAGUCACAUAUGAAUAGGCCAUGUGUCUAUAGUGGAUUCCUAAGGUACGCACAGCAAUUAACGGUACAAACAAAAGCUGGUAUAAACAGCAAACAAAAAACGCUAAAUAAUUGUGCCAGAUAUGUGUUUGUAUGUAUCUUCUUCUGUAUUUGAAAACUGUGUCAUGAAAUUGGCAUUUAAGAACGAUUUAGGCUCUUCAAUGUGCUGUGAUCACUUCAGUCUAAUUUUCUAAUUUCGAAAUUCGUUUGCAUUUAGAAAUAAUUGUUCUUAGCUACUUAAUCAUGAAAUUAUUUUAGACAUUAAAGUGUGGCAAUCGCGUUGGGAAAAAUCAUUUUUGUCUUUCUUUUUUCUUUUUUCUGUUUUGGAUCCACACUUCUGUUUUCAUAAUAUUUGAGACGCGCUGUCUGCUGUUCAUAUUCCAUUUCAAUAUUUUUUCUGAUUUUAUUUUUGUGGUUUCAAGUGCCUUCGUGUGCUCUCUUCUGUUUGUAAAGGCCCCUUGAAAUGUGCUUAUUCUUCCACUUAUCUCUUUGUUUCCACUUUAGCUGCGCUUCCACUCGUCCCAUCAACCUAUCAACCUAUUCCAUCGAAAACCACAUGCGGUUGCCCUGAUCUACUAUGUAUGCACUCAUAUUGAAAGCGUAUUUCCUUCCUAAAGUGUAAUUAAUUAAUGCUGGGCACUAUCAUCGUUGGUCCAUCAUCUGCGCGCUUCGUUCAUUCCAUGGGCUCAUUAUAGUCGUUGUAAAAUUGUAAAAAUGAUAGUUUUGUGUUGUAGACGCAGAUAAAUAAAUGAAUGGAAUGUUUCGAGCAUAAUUCCAUACAUUUCCAAUUGUAAUUUGCCAAUCUGUCGAUUAUGUGCAGCCAGAAAGUGGCAUUCGUGUAGCUCGAUUUGCAGCAAUGACUCUCAUCAGUUCACUUUUUACCUUGGAUACGUUCGUUUCGGUUCUCUCAACGAAUUCGGUUUAUUUGCCAUUGUGUUAAGGAUAUGUGAACUAGAACAUACUAAUAUUUGUUUUGAUAAACAAUUUAGUAGUAGCUUGCGUUUCUAGCGUUAGAACCCCGAUCUGUUGACCCGAAGUGAAAAAACAUGUCACAUAAUGAACGGAAAGCUCGUUUGAGUGCAGUUAAAUUUAUGGAAUUGGGAUUUUCCGCCGCCUGCUUGGCCCUGCAUUUCUACAGUUUCGACGACCGCGACAUACUGACCUCAUUCGUAGCGACGGGCACCUUCUCGGGCUACAUAAUCGUCGUGGUGGGUAUUUUCGCAGGUGUCCUAAUGCGUGCGCCCAUUCACAGACGCAUCGACAUAUUCUACAGUGUGCUCGGCUGUGGCCUCUUCAUUGCGUCGGGUGUGUUCAUCAUUGAGGCUUGGGAAUUUUCAUUUCGUACACGUACUCGCGAUUUGGCGCUCAUUAAGGCGUCGCUGGCCAUUGUGAAUGGGGUGUUGUUCGGUUUCGAUGCGAUUUUUACAUUUCGUGACAAAUGAAGAGCGCGUCGAUGGUGAAGAGUCGGUGGAGGAAGGGGAGUGCGAUGAUGAGUUUCCGGAAUUGCCAGAAUUUUAUAGAGUUUUUUAAGUCAUAAAAUGCAUACAUACAAACAUACAUUUACAUACAAAUACAAUUUCCAUUACAACACUUUUAUUUUUAGCUCUAGUUGCCUGCCAUUUUUUAACUGCUUUGUUGUUGUUUAUUUAGUUGCCAUUUUUGCAAAAAAUUUUUUUGUAACAAAUAAAAUUUUAAAUUUUUGUGCCAUUGAAUUAUGUAGUCACUUGUAUCUAUGUUUGUAUAUAUUUUUUGAAGAUUUUUGCUUAUGUUCUGUUAGUCCAGUGAUUCUUAAUGUUCUCAUGUUAUGGCGUUUCGCUUAACAGACAACAGAUGUUUUCACUUCAAUAUGUACAUAAAUUUUGGUGAUUUUUUUAUUUGGCAAAAUGCGCAAUGUGCCAGAAAUUGAAGUUUGAGCUCUCACAGCUUCACUCAACCAGAAUUCAAGUGCCUUUAGCUGCCUGUUUCGUAAGAUGGUUUUUGGUAUUGUUGUUGUUGUAGUGACUCUUUUGUGUAUUAUUUAUUUCUAACGUAUAAAUUAUAUAGACAAUAUAUUCACAUCAGUUAUCGUUGAUAUAUAUGUGGUAAAGUCGCACUCUAUAGCAGGAUGUCGUCAUUUUUGAUUUAUUCUUCGUAUUUCUUCGUUUAAUGGCGAAAGCUGUGACUUCAUAAGUGAAUUCGAAUACGCAAUAAAAUGUUGCGCAACGUGUUUAUGUGAACAUGUUGAUAGCAUGUUCUCUGCAACUUGUUUAUUGCUUUGUCACUGUCUCUAUAAUCCCAAGUGGUCCAUGUCUACAAUGACCCAUUCUUAGUCGGCAAGUUGACUCCAAUUCGAAAGACAAUGUCUUUCAUCUAUUUUUAUUGUAAUGCUUUUUAUCGGUUCCUUUAAAAAUAAAAUGUUCUAAAACUUGAAUACUACUAUCACACAAUAACAAAUCGUCGUUUCUUAAACCCUAGUUCUGAUCAAACGUCUUCUUCCUGUACUCUUAUAGAGCUGGUUACCACCACUUAUCAGAUCCUGACAUAACAGUAAUAGCAAGGCUUUGAAAUCUUUAAAAACCAUAAAUAGAUGUUCGGUGUUGAUACCUUAAUGGGUAAUAGGUCUUUUCAAUGUCAGAAUGAAGAAGUAGGCUUCGAUAUCUUACUUAAACUCACAAUAACAUUUAUGGUUAAUAUAAAGAAGACUAACUCCAAGAUGUUAUUUUUCUUAAGGUUAUGAUGAGUUUAGGAUAUAUACUUCUAGUACUUAAGAAUACUUUUAAGAAAUUGUAUUUUAUUCGAUACAGAAGACCUACUAUUACAUCGGUGACAUCGACUUAUUCAUCGGUUCUAGAUCUAAAGAUUUUCUAAUAAAAUACAUAGACACUACAUUCGAUCUAAUUUCUAACAGUGGUAUUAUGACAGUGCGAUCUGAUCUCAACCUCAUUUUCUGUGGUUAGGGUAUCGUGAUAGUUUUCCAAAUUAGAUCGAAGAUCUUAUAGUUCUUUAGAUGCGUUGAUUACCGUGUAUCUUACUUCUGUUUCUAUGACUUCACAAAACAGUAAAAAAUAUGACCAGGUGAACAACUGCUUGAACAAAAAGAGGGUUGGUUUCAAUAUAAAUAGUAUACAUACAAAGAACUAAACUAUUUAACCCCUAUAGUUUUAAGAAAAAACUCUCUCCCGUUUUUUUUUUUAUUCGGUAACACACCUUUUGUUCCACUGUAUGUCAGUUAAAUAGUGCACGUACAAAUUUAUAUAUAGGUCAUUCUGAAGCUGAAGAAACAUGUGUUUUCAGAGGCAACUGAAAAAAGUUAAGUUUUCCAGCAAUAUUUUCAGUGAGAGAGAGAGCUGCAAAGCAACAUGUAGCUGUGAUGGCAGCAACGCGUUUCAAUGUCAACAAUGCCAGUAGACUGCCGAAAUGACGACACCGGCGAACCGAACAACGCUCCACCAAGCAAACAACCAGUUAGCUAGCUAGCCGAACCCCAAACGAAGCGUUGCUAAAUUGGUGGCACACACGAAAUCAAGAAUCAGUACGAUUUGAACGCUCGCGAUAGCAACGCGUUUGUUGUGAAAGAAAAACUUGUAUUUUAAAUAAAAAUAAAACAAAAUUAAAAUAAGCCACUGUGUAAACAAGUGUUUUGGCUUGUGAACAAUAUAUACAUAUAAAGGAAUAAGAAAGUAUUU
Messenger RNA from Zeugodacus cucurbitae (melon fly), 5966 nucleotides. RefSeq lists its product as uncharacterized. Gene Ontology annotation, biological process: septate junction assembly. The record is from RefSeq and is a predicted model, not a curated record. The coding region runs from base 3348 to 3743 and encodes 131 amino acids. The transcript is spliced from 3 exons. Lineage: Eukaryota; Metazoa; Arthropoda; Insecta; Diptera; Tephritidae.